Messenger RNA from Colletotrichum truncatum, 1839 nucleotides. Its product is annotated as extracellular aldonolactonase. Lineage: Eukaryota; Fungi; Ascomycota; Sordariomycetes; Glomerellales; Glomerellaceae. The record is from RefSeq and is a predicted model, not a curated record. Gene Ontology annotation, molecular function: 6-phosphogluconolactonase activity; protein binding.
AUGGGAGUUUGUCUGGACAGAGUGCACACAGUAGCCCACAGGGUACCGUGCGGUUCGGCAACUUCUGCUUUGCCCCUGGCCGUUUACAGGCGUCCGCUUCUCACUCCGACUCCGACAGCAGUAUCCGUAAAGAGCCGUCUGUCUGUCCAGGCCGGCCACUUUCCAGCCUGUUACGUAGUAUUUGAGCUACUGGGUAGAGUGAACAAGCAUUUAAGGUUACGACCAGGAACUAGGCACUCGAUUGGCGUCCGAAACAGGAACAGAGACCCAGUUUCAAAGUCCCUGCAACCGCUGUCUGUGGGCUACUCCGACGCAAGAACCGGAAGACAAGGGAACCAAGAAUGUUUGUCGUCAAUGGGACAAUCAUUGACAGAAUCAGAGAGAGGGCCCGUCCUCGACCCUGGCUGUUCCAGUUCAAGUGCUACUGAAUAUGGGCCCUCUCGCUCCUCAAGACUACGUCGUCCCUUUCUCUCGUCUGAGCUUAAGCCAGACCUUCUCGCCAUUUCACUCUUUUUGCUGUGUCUUGUUUUCGCACUGUUUCUUCUGUGCUACUCCUUUCUCCCACCGUAUCAUCACAGCCGCUCGUUUACGAACCUCGUCCCCCAGGUCAUCCUCCUGCUACCCGACAUGAUGCGAGAUUUGCUCCCUGCAGGCUUCGUGCCGCUGCUGCUGUCAUCGUUGGCGGCUGCACCUGCUCCAGCCGCCGCCUCCAUCCUGUUUGCGUCGUCUUACAGCGGAGACAUCACCACACUCAAUCUCACCUUGUCGGGCGAGAACGCCACGCAGUCUACCCUGCAGGCCCUCUCAUCCUCCAACGGUUGCGGCCCCAGCCCGUCUUGGCUGACUCUUGACAAGUCUAACUCGAGGCUCUACUGCACGGAUGAGGGCCUUACCACCGACCACGGCUCCGUCUCAUCCUUCACAACCGGUCCUGACGGAAAGCUGGAGCAGCUGGCCAAGGUCAACACCACCGUCGGUCCUGUCAGUGCUGUUCUGUUUGGCGAGAAGAACAACGGCCUGGCUAUUGCACAGUAUGGAGGCUCCUCCGUGAGCUGGUUCGACGUCUCGAACAAGGCCGCUAUCACGCCUGUGAAGUCUGAGCGUUUCACCAUGGCCGGCCCCGGCCCCAAUCCCUCGAGACAAGAAGCACCUCACCCUCACGAGGUCUUGCUCGACCCCAAGGGCCAGUUCGUCCUGGCGCCCGAUCUGGGAGCCGACCUUGUCCGUGUCUACUCCGUUGAUGGCGUGAACCUCGCUGCCGUCGAGCCCCUGAAGGCUCCCCCCGGUAGCGGCCCCCGUCACAUCGAGUUUCUCGUCACCCCCGCGGGAAAGACGUACCUGUACCUCAUCACCGAGCUGGCUAACACCGUCAAUACCUACGAGGUCACCUACCUUGAGAACAAGACGCUCGGUUUUAAAGAAGUCUUCAGCGUAUCGACGUACGGCGCUGGGGGUUCUGCCCCUGCGGGUGCCAGUGGCGCCGAGAUCUGGAUCUCGUCCGAUGGCAAGUUCCUGUCCAUCUCCUCCCGCAACGACAGCGCUUUCAGCAUCACCAACCCGGACACCAAGGACGGCGCUCAGGUCCCCUCUGACUCUAUCAACAGCUUCAGUAUCAACGCCCAGACCGGUGAGCUCACCCUCCUGCAAAAGUUCCCCGCCGGAGGCCGCAUUCCCCGCCAGUUCUCUGUCAACAAGGAUGGCUCGCUCGUCGCUGUCGCAUUGCAGUCGGACAGCCGCGUUGUCAUCAUCAGCCGUGAUGCCGCCUCAGGCAAACUGGGAGAGAUCAUCGCGAGCGCCAAGGUUGCGGGCGAGGUCAACGCUAUUAUUUUUGAUGAGUAG